Didymodactylos carnosus is the source of this 897-nucleotide messenger RNA. Lineage: Eukaryota; Metazoa; Rotifera; Eurotatoria; Philodinida; Philodinidae. The record is from the annotation of a GenBank genome assembly.
AUGAUUAGAAAUCGAUCACUUCGGCAUCAUUACGUCUAUAUUCCUGAGUCAUCGUCUAAAUUUUAUACACGACCACCGGAAACACCUACAUAUUUACAUGGAGACGCGCGACGUAACACACCAAUGGGAGAAGAUGGAAAACACCGUGGAUACCGAACACAACGUGUACCAUUGAUGCCACUUCCAGCAGGUCGUGAAACUGGUGCAAAAUUAUCACUUGAGAUCGUUGCUGAUAAAACUGGUUUAAAUCAUCGUUCAUCGUCAACAAUCGAACCCGUCACAACAAUGGCGCCACUAGCUGGAAAACCAGCCUAUUUCUACGUUCAAUUAUUACCAAUGAAAUCCAUGAAACGUUAUGAAACCUUUCCAUUGACCUAUGUUGUCUUCACAAAUGGAAAAAUUAUAUCAGCUGGCACAUUUAACAUUGAACCCACAAAAUAUUGUACAAUGGCACCACGUUCAAUUCAACCAGAACAAGAAGAUUCAUCAAAACCACUUCGAUGUGUUUUCAAUUCAACAUUAGAAAUCAUGAUGACACGUCAAAUGCUACCAUAUUCAACAUUGUUAGUGUAUGGUUUCAAUCCAGUCGUAGGUUUCACUGUUGCAGAAUCCUAUCGUUUCUCUGUUGAUGAUCUAUUUCGCAACAACUUGACAAUGAGUACGAGAGAAAGAGAAACAGGUAUCAAUCAAUCAUCAACACUAAAAGAAGACACCCGACACAGAGGACCAAAACUCGAUUUAUUAUUCAAUGGUUUAUCCGAAUCAACAGUCGGUGUCAACGUCAUCCCAUACGACGCUAUUGUACAAGAUUUACCCAAUGACAGUUCGGUUUUUUCGAUGGAUAGACACAUCGUCUGUUCGGGGGGAGGUGUCAAGAUCCACUCUCUCCUAGUUUAG